This is a messenger RNA of Triticum urartu, 1878 nucleotides long. RefSeq names its product putative serine protease EDA2. Gene Ontology annotation, molecular function: dipeptidyl-peptidase activity; serine-type exopeptidase activity. Gene Ontology annotation, cellular component: vacuole. Gene Ontology annotation, biological process: proteolysis. The record is from RefSeq and is a predicted model, not a curated record. NCBI's taxonomy places the organism in Eukaryota, Viridiplantae, Streptophyta, Magnoliopsida, Poales, Poaceae.
GAAAACGUACGGCUGCUACUAAGAAUCGAGAAGACUCAGGUGCCAGAUUUGCCUCGCCUGCAUCCAGUUCCACGCGCGCUCCGCUUCAGCUAACCGGCGAUGGGAGCCGGAAUUACCGCCGGCGCCACCGCCCGCCUCGUCGUCGUUCCGCUCCUGCUGCUACCCCUACUCCUCGCGCGCGGCGCCGAGGCUGUCAGCCUCUGGCGGCCGCCGCCGGAGGCCGGGCUCCUGGGCUCCGCCCCAGGCAGGUUCCUGACGCAGGAGGAGCACUGGAUGAGCCAAACCCUCGACCACUUCUCCCCCACCGAUCAUCGGCAAUUCAAGCAGCGGUACUACGAAUUUCUCGAUUACCACCGAGCUCCAAAUGGCCCGGUCUUCUUAAAUAUAUGUGGAGAAGCUUCAUGCAGUGGGAUUUCUAACAACUACUUAGCUGUGAUGGCCAAGAAGUUUGGCGCUGCUUUGGUUUCUCCCGAGCAUCGAUACUAUGGGAAGAGUUCCCCUUUUGAGGAUUUGACGACAGAAAAUCUAAGGUUCUUGUCAUCAAAGCAGGCUUUAUCAGACCUGGCUGUUUUCCGCCAGUAUUAUCAGGAAACAUUAAAUGCCAAGUAUAAUCGCUCAGGAGCAGACAAUUCUUGGUUUGUGUUUGGAGGGUCGUACUCUGGAGCUCUCAGUGCUUGGUUCAGAUUGAAAUUUCCUCACUUAACAUGUGGAAGUCUUGCAAGUUCAGGGGUUGUUCUUGCUGUUUACAACUUUACUGACUUCGACAAACAGAUUGGGGAGUCAGCUGGUCCAGAAUGCAAAGGAGCACUUCAAGAAGUAACAAGACUUGUUGAUGGACAACUUCAGUCUGGCCACAACUCGGUUAAAGAACUGUUUGGAGCAAAAAUGUUAGAAAAUGAUGGUGACUUCCUUUACCUACUAGCAGACGCUGCAGCUAUUGCGUUCCAAUAUGGCAACCCUGAUGUUUUGUGCUCCCCACUAGUUGAAGCAAAGAAGAAUGGUACGGAUUUGGUGGAAGCAUUUGCUCAUUACGUGAACGACUAUUAUGUUGGGACAUUUAGGGCACCAGUUGCAUCAUAUGAUCAGAACUAUUUGAAGAACACAACCCCUGCUGAAUCUUCAUAUCGAUUGUGGUGGUAUCAAGUUUGCAGUGAGGUUGCAUAUUUCCAAGUGGCGCCAAAAAAUGAUAGCGUCCGUUCUGCAAAGAUUGAUACAAGGUAUCAUUUAGACUUGUGCAAAAAUGUUUUUGGGGAAGGAGUUUAUCCUGAUGUGUCCAUGACAAACUUAUACUAUGGAGGCACAAGAAUUGCAGGUUCUAAAAUUGUUUUUGCAAAUGGCUCUCAAGACCCAUGGCGCCAUGCUUCCAAGGAGAAAUCAUCGGAAGAACUGCCAUCAUACUUAAUUGAGUGCAGCAACUGUGGGCAUUGCACUGAUAUCUCCGGAUGCCCUCAAGCACCCUCAAAUAUUGGAGGUGAUUCAUCCAAAUGCUCAUCUCCAGAAGCAGUGAACAAAGUAAGGAAGCAGAUCGUCGAUCACAUCGACCUGUGGUUGUCAGAGUGCCAAGACCAAGGACACGGCGCGGUGACGAAGCGGGGGAGCAGAUGGAGCAUAGCCACCUACUGAUCACCUCUGCAGGCGAACGCGCACGAUAUUGCUGUUAUUUACACGAAACACGAAUAAUACAGGCAGACGAAACAACUAGGCGAUUGGCGGCCAUGAAAUCUUACUACUGGGGGGUGCAGAUAUGAGACUACUUGUGUACCUUAUAUGGUCAGGGAUGUAUACGUGCAGAGAAUACCAUGAUAUGUGCUACAUGUAACCGAAUUGUGCACUAAACUUGCUGGAUGCUGCUGAUGUCAAAAAAAAAAACUUGCUGGA